UCACCACGCCGUAACACCACAGCACGAUAGCAACAGCAGAAGCGCACACAGGGCGAGCGCACGCACAGGGCACAUCGAUCUCGAUCAGCAGCUAAGCAAGCAAAGCAUGGCGAACGGGGGCAUCAGGUCGCUGGCCUCGGGCUUCCUGUUCCUGAACCUCAUCAUGUACAUCGUCGUCGCCAUCAUCGCCGGCUGGGCCAUCAACUACAGCAUCGAGGACAGCGCCCACUCACUGAAGGGCGCGACGCCACCGGUGCGCCUGUUCCCGAUCUACUUCCCGAUCGGCAACCUCGCCACGGGCUUCUUCGUCAUCUUCGCGCUCCUCGCCAGCGCCGUCGGCAUCGCCACCUCGCUCACCGGACUGCGCGACGUCACCGAGGGCCACCCCGCCAGCAUGAUGUCCGCCACCGCCUCCGCCAUCGUCGCCUGGACACUCACCCUCCUCGCCAUGGGGCUGGCGUGCAAGGAGAUCAGCAUCGGCUGGAGGCCCCCGAGCCUGCGUGCGCUGGAGACGUUCACCAUCAUCUUGGCGGGGACGCAGCUGCUCUGCGUCGGCUCACUGCACGCCGGAGCCAACGCGGCCAUCGUGGAGACGCCCAUGGGAGUCAGGGCCAGAGUUUGAUCGAGCUGCAGAGUCAGGCCAUCGGCGUCGUCGAUGAAGUGUGUAUAAAUUGAGGUGCAUCAUCUUGGGAGGGAUUUGUUCGCGUGUGCCGUGUGGAUAUAUACAUAUUGUGCUAUACCGUGUGUGUCGCUGUGUGUGUGCGUGCCGCGAAAUUGUCUCAUGGGUGUUCUUUAAUCGAGCGAUGAUUUAUGAGUUA
This is a messenger RNA of Lolium perenne, 818 nucleotides long. RefSeq names its product membrane protein PM19L. The record is from RefSeq and is a predicted model, not a curated record. Lineage: Eukaryota; Viridiplantae; Streptophyta; Magnoliopsida; Poales; Poaceae.